Candida albicans SC5314 is the source of this 1410-nucleotide messenger RNA. It is a transcript of the gene PTH1, whose product is annotated as putative phosphatidate cytidylyltransferase. Lineage: Eukaryota; Fungi; Ascomycota; Pichiomycetes; Serinales; Debaryomycetaceae. The record is from RefSeq and is a predicted model, not a curated record. Gene Ontology annotation, molecular function: phosphatidate cytidylyltransferase activity. The transcript has a single exon. Gene Ontology annotation, biological process: cardiolipin biosynthetic process; CDP-diacylglycerol biosynthetic process. The coding region runs from base 1 to 1410 and encodes 469 amino acids. Gene Ontology annotation, cellular component: mitochondrion.
AUGAUUACAAAAUGUUAUGUCCAAGUGUUCCGAUAUAGAAGAGUUUGUCAUAACACCAAAUAUUCAUUCAAUUCGGUGGUGCUGAUCAAAUGGUUACACUCAGCUGGCUCAUCAUUAUCCCAAGCAAAUUCAUCGAAGACAUCACAGUCGUCAUUAACAUCAUCGGGGUUUCUUUAUUAUGAAGAUCCCCAUAGGUACAACGGGUCAGAUGUUAGUGCUAAUGCAUCCGAAACGACAAGUACUAGCACAGCCAAACCAGUUAUUCAUCUGGCUACACCUUAUUCCGAUAAAUAUUAUCAACCAAUCAUCAGUCAAGGAGCCAAGGGGUUUGAUAAGUUGAUUAUCCCUGUUGGGUUCCAUGCUGAUAAUCAGACAGUUUCACUAGAAGAAGAUAAAGAGUCACCCAUACAACAAGACCAACUACAAGAGAUUGUCAAUUCUUUUGAUGCGCCUAUUGAUGUAUCUAUUGGAUAUGGGUCAGGAAUUCUACCUCAAGAUGGAUAUGAUAAAGAUAAAUCAACGCCAAAUAAUACUGCUAAUGAUUCAAAGCAAUUGGAUUUUAUGUUUUUAGUAAAAGACUGUGGGAAAUUUCAUCAGGAAAACUUGAAACAAAACCGAGAUCAUUAUUCGAUUAAAUCAUUACGAUUAAUUAAGAAGGUUCAAGGUACUAAUGGGAUGUAUUUCAAUCCCUUUAUCAAGAUCAAUGAGAAAUUGGUCAAAUAUGGGGUUAUUUCUAGUAAAUCAGCAUUAAUGGAUCUUAGUGAGUGGCAUUCGUUAUACUUUGCUGGUCGAUUACAAAAGCCAGUUAAUUUCAUUACAACCAAUGAUCCUCGAGUCAAAUUUUUGAACCAAUAUAACUUGAAGAAUGCCAUGACCAUAGCGAUAUUUUUGAUUGAUGGCGAAGGUAAUUCUCGCCAAGCAACGUUUAAUGAACGACAAUUGUAUGAACAAAUCACUAAAUUGUCGUAUUUAGGGGAUUUCAGAAUGUAUAUUGGAGGAGAAAAUCCUAAUAAACUGAAAAAUAUUGUUGCCAAACAAUUCCAUCAUUUUAAAAAGUUGUAUGAACCAAUAUUACAAUAUUUUAUUCAUAAAAAUUUUCUAAUCAUUGUUAAUAAUGAUCCGGUCAAUCGAACAUUUAAACCAAACUUGAAUGUAAAUAAUAGAAUUAAGUUGAUCACGGGGUUGCCUUUGAAAUUCCGUCAACAAUUGUAUGGAAGGUACUAUGAAAAAUCAAUCAAGGAAAUUGUUAUUGAUGACCACUUGCUGCAAAAUUUAACCAAAAUAAUUAGUCGUACAAUAAUUAUUAGUUCAAUAACGCAAGCAAUUAGAGGAUUAUUAUCAGCAGGAUUAUUUAAUUCCAUCAAGUACGCCGUUGCCAAACAAAUCAAAUUUUGGACGUCUAAGAAAUAA